Rhipicephalus microplus (southern cattle tick) is the source of this 1635-nucleotide messenger RNA. RefSeq names its product organic cation transporter protein. Gene Ontology annotation, molecular function: transmembrane transporter activity. Gene Ontology annotation, biological process: transmembrane transport. Lineage: Eukaryota; Metazoa; Arthropoda; Arachnida; Ixodida; Ixodidae. The record is from RefSeq and is a predicted model, not a curated record. Gene Ontology annotation, cellular component: membrane.
UGUAGGGCUGCCCCCAAUGAAUUUUUUGAGCAUUGACGCUGAUAUAAGUAUCAGGAACAAGUCACUAUGGACGUCACGAAUGUAAUUGGAGAUUACGGCAAGUUUCAGAGGAACGUGUAUCUGUUCACGCUGCUUCGAGAAGCGCCGAGUGCCAUUCACCUCGUCAUAUACAGCUUCUUCUUUCCGACGGUGGAGUACUGGUGUGCCAUGCCAGAAACACUGACAGGAAACAUAACUUCGGUGCAAUGGGAACUACUUGCCUUGCCCAAUUCAUCCUCUUAUCCCCGUCACCAAUGCGAAUUCCUUGAGUUCGAUGUUACGGUAGAAAGAGUUGUGGUACUGGGAAACACGUCAAUGCCUUGUGAAACGUGGGAGUAUGGACGAAGCUACUACAAAGGAUCCAUGGUACAAGAAUGGGACCUCGUUUGCGACCGAGCUUGGAUGCGAAGUCUCGCACAGACUGCGACAAUGGUCGGAAUGCUCGUGGGCACACUGAUGUCCUCACUCGGAGACAAGAUUGGCCGGAGACCCAUCGUAAUAGCCGGUUACGUCAUCUGCUUGUUCGGAAGUGUUUGCGUCGCAGUGUCUCCGUCAUUUUCCAUCCUUGUGGCAUCAAGAGCACUACUCGGCUCUGGCUUAGGAAUGGGGCAGUCCUCAUCUUUCUGUUUGCUUAUGGAGGUGAUCGGCCUUAAGGAGACGACCGCCGCCGCUCUGGCGCUCGGCGUUGGCUUCUCCCUUGGCAUCAUCAUGCUUCCUGGCUUGGCGUGGUUCAUACAAGACUGGAGGAUGCUGCAAUGGGCUAUCACCACUCCUUUUCUGGCCUUCAUCAUUUGGUCUUGGUUCCUUCCAGAGUCCCCGCGCUGGCUUAUAGCGAAAGGCAAGAUGUCCGCAGCUCGUAAAGUAAUCCUUAAAGCAUGCACAGAUAACAGACUGCACGUCGACGACAUCGACAUUGUUCUGGCGCAGUUGAGAAAAAAAAUUUUGCAGGAAGAAGAAUCCGCAAAGACAAAAGCCAGCUUUGUCGACCUUGUAAGAAGCCGGAGAAUGCUCAUUUACACCAUCCUCUCGGUCACGAGCCUGGGCGGAGAUCCGUACCUGACGUUUGUUCUGGCUGCCCUCGUGGAGAUACCAGCGGUGCUCGUCUGCUACACAGCCGUGCGCUGGUUUACGAGGCUGUCCGACAAUGUUAGCCGUGUACGCCGGCACCGCACUCUGCACUUUUGCAGUGUGCUCGCUUUCCUGGAUUGGGUUGUACUACGCCAGAUGUGCGGCAUUGCGGGCAAGAUGCUGGCGUCCGUGUCUCUUGCGCUGCUCUGGAUUUUCGCUGCCGAAAUAUUCCCGACAGUGUUCCGGACAUUCGGUGUGAGCGCCUGCUUGGUCGGCACACGCAUCGGGUCCUCGACCGCACCAUUGCUUCUCGAACUGAGAACGUCCAGCAGUUACUCUCUGCCAAUGGCUAUCCUCGUUGGAUUCGCGACACUUGCUUCAGGGCUCAUGCUGCUGCUACCAGAGACGUUCAGGGUAGCACUUCCCGACACGAUACAUGAAUCCGUACACCUGGGAAAUUCAAAGAGAUCGAAGAACAACCAGUGCGUUGACCGCUUCAACACAGAGCCUCUACGCGAGAACUUAUAG